Molecule: messenger RNA, 774 nt
Organism: Rhipicephalus sanguineus (brown dog tick)
Lineage: Eukaryota; Metazoa; Arthropoda; Arachnida; Ixodida; Ixodidae
Product: zinc finger protein 99-like
Exons: 3
Coding region: 1-774 (257 amino acids)
Biological process (GO): regulation of transcription by RNA polymerase II
Cellular component (GO): nucleus
Molecular function (GO): RNA polymerase II cis-regulatory region sequence-specific DNA binding; DNA-binding transcription factor activity, RNA polymerase II-specific
Source: RefSeq, a predicted model, not a curated record
AUGGUCCUGGAGGCGGCUAGCAGAGGGCUGGUCGUGAAAGGAGACGUGCGUGAGCGGCCCUACAAGGUGGAAGACUUCCGAGACGCUCUCGCCAUUGCUGAUGUGCUCCCUGACGUCGUGGCGUUAGGGGCGUACCAGAUUAACCACGUCUGGGCGGUGACACUGAAAACCGGUGAAGCCACGAAGAAAUUAGCAGCGGUUAAAGGCCGCCGGUGUGUGGUCAAAGGCCGCCGGUGUGUCAAAGGCCGCCGGUGUGUGGUUUUCGACCCUGAGGACCAGCAGGUCAAACUGCGCCUGCAUUGGAUGCUUCACGGCGUCCAAGACGACGUCAUCCGGACCGCUUUCGCUGCAUUCGGGAACGUCACCGAGGUUACCCGAGAGCGUUGGCGCGUACAAGGCAUGCGAGAAAAGGGCUCCACCACAAACUUCACCGCUGUUUGUCAUCAUGCCGGUCGGCCACCUCCUCGGGGCUCUUCCAGGGCCGGAAGGCGUUUGCGGCAGUGUCUGGUGUGCGGCUACACCACAGGUUGCCUCACUAGCAUGCAGAGACACCAGAGGGUGCAUACGGGCGAGCGACCGUACAAGUGCGACUACUGCACCCGUACCUUCAGGCAGAAGGCCCACCUGACCGACCACGCCCGCGUCCACACGGGCGAGAGACCCUUCAAGUGCCAACUAUGUCCCUGGGACUUUUCGCGGAAGAACGACCUCAAUCGCCAUGUUUGUAAAACUCAUCAAGGCAGGACACAGUCGCCUAAUGGUGUUCGCAUGUGA